AUGCGGGAGGCGAAGCUGGAGCCAAAUGAGUUCAGCUACAGCGCUGGAAUUAGCGCGUGCGCGAAAGGCGAGCAGUGGCAGCGGGCGGUGUCGCUGUUCAGCGAGAUGUGGAAGUCGAAACUGGAGCCCAACGUCAUCAGUUACAACGCUGGGAUCAGCUCUUGCGAGAAAGGAGAGCAGUGGCAGCAGGCACUGUCACUGCUCAGAGAGAUGCGGGAGGUGAAGCUGGAGCCCGACGUCAUUUUCAGUUACAACGCUGGGACCAGCGCGUGCGAGAAAGGCGAACAGUGGCAGCGCGCGCUGUCGCUGCUCAGCGAGAUGCGGCAGGUGAACUUGGAGCCCGACGUCACCGGUUAUAAUGCGGCGAUCAGCGCGUGCGAGAAAGUCGAAGAGUGGCAGCGGGCGCUGUCGCUGCUCAGCGACAUGUGGAAGGUAAAGCUGGAGCCUGACGUCAUCAGUUACAACGCUGGGAUGAGCGCGUGCGAGAAAGUCGACGAGUGGCCGCGGGCUCUGUCGCUGCUGAGUGAGAUGCGGGAGGCGAAGCUGGAGCCCGAUGCCAUCUCUUACUACAGUCUAUAA
Messenger RNA from Prorocentrum cordatum, 579 nucleotides. Lineage: Eukaryota; Dinophyceae; Prorocentrales; Prorocentraceae. The record is from the annotation of a GenBank genome assembly.